AUGGCAUGGGAGCGUGGCUCAGUAGAUAACAGUCUUGAUGAUAUUUUCAAUAAAAUUAAUCCUUAUUAUGACUUUAUUGAUUGUAAACUGCUACUGGACAUGAGUAAAAAGUUCCUACCAGACGAAACAUUUAUUGAUGGUGGAGUAACUUAUAAAAUAGUUGAUGAAUUAUACAGUCAUUUGCUAAAAAGUGAGAAGCUUCGUACAUCAAGUCCAGUUUCUGUCUUUAGAGAGAUUCUUUUUAACAAGUUUUAUACUAUUGACAGAAAUUUAGAUAAUCUACCCUAUAUUCAUAUGAAACUGCAAACUUGCUGGGAUGACAUAAGCAUUAAAGGAUUAUACAAACUUAUUGAAAAGCUGCUGCCUCAAGAAUUCAGACAAUCAAUUUUGAAACAUAUUACAAUAUUUAGUGGAUCAGUUGUUAUCAAGUUACAUAUUCUUGACUUUAAAGUCUGUAGUCUAAUAAUAUUUCCUAGGGAAAACUCAAUACAGUUUAUGCGUCUCAUCGCUAAUGCUGAUCCUAACAUGGCCAACUUAAAUGGAUCAAAUGCUUUAAUAAUUGCCAGUAGUCUUGGUAACAGUGAAGUUGUUGAGCUAUUGAUUAGUAAAAAAGUUGAUUAUAGAUAUCAACGAAAAGAUGGAUUAAAUGCAUUUAUGAUGGCUUGUUAUACCAGUCAAAUUCAAAUAGUUGAAUUGUUGCUUAACAAACAAGUUGAUCCUAAUGUUCAAAUGGCAAAUGGAUUUAAUGCUUUAAUGUUGGCUUGUCAAAAUGGUCAUACUCAAAUUGUUAAACUUUUACUGAAUAAACAAGUUAAUCCUAACGUUCAAGCACCUGAAGGAAAUGCAUUUAUAUUGGCUUGUCAAAAUGGUCAUACUCAAAUUGUUGAAUUGUUGCUGAAUAAACAAGUUGAUCCUAAUGUUCAAAUCAAGAAUGGUUGGAAUGCUUUCAUAAUGGCUUGUCAGAAUGGCCAUACUCAAAUAGUGAAAAUGUUACUAAAGAAACAAGUUAAUCCUAAUGUUCAAGCAGAUAAUGGAAUAAAUGCACUUAUGUUGGCUUGCCAAAACGUGGAACUGUUGCUGAAAGAACAAGUUGAUUCUAAUGUUCAAGACUAUUCUGGAGUAAAUGCUUUUAUGUUGGCUUGUCAAAAUGGAAAUGCUUACUUGGUUGAACUUUUGCUGAAGAAGCAAGUUGAUCCUUUAGUUCAAAGCAAUAGUGGUAGUAAUGCUUUUAUAGUGGCUUGUGAAAAUGGUCAUACUCAAAUAGUUGAACUUUUGCUGAAGGAAAAAGUUGAUCCUCAUGUUCAAGAUAAUAAUGGAGGGAAUGCUUUUAUGUUAGCUUGUCAAAAUGGCCACUUUCCAGUGGUUGAAUUGUUGCUUAAGAAACAAGUUGAUCCAAGUGUUUUAGAUAUUAACGGUGGAAAUGCUUUCAUAUUUGCUUGUGCAAAUGGACACACUCAAAUAGUUGAACUGUUGCUGAAGGAACAAAUUGAUCCUGAUGUUCAAAUGAAAAAUGGAUGGAAUGCUUUUAUGUUUGAACAAAUUGAUCCUAAUGUUUUAAACCAUAACGGUGAAAAUGCUUUUAUAUUGGCUUGUAAAAAUGGUAACACUCAUAUAGUCGAACUGUUGCUAAAGGAACAAGUUGAUCUUAAUGUUCAUAAUAAUGAUGGUUUAAAUGCUUUUAUGUUGGCUUGUCAAAAUGGGCAAACUCAAACAGUUGAAUUGCUGUUGAAACAAAAAAUUAAAUUUAAUGUUACAAAUAAUGAUGGAGUAAAUGCUUUUAUGCUGGCAUGUCAAAAUGGUCAUGCUAGAAUAGUUGAAUUGCUGCUGAGGGAAAAAAUUGAUCCAAACAUUCAAAGGAAAGAUGGAGUGAAUGCUUUUAUGUUGGCUUGUGCAAAAGGUGACACUGAAAUAGUUGAGUUGCUGAUAGGAAAAGUUAAUCUCAAUGUUAGAAAUAAUAAUGGAGUAAAUGCUUUUAUGUUGGCUUGUCAAAAUGGCCACACUCAAAUAGUUGAAUUGCUGCUGAAGGAAGAAGUUGAUCUUAAUGUUCAAAAUAAUGAUGGUUUGAAUGCAUUCUUUUUGGCUUGUUACCAUGGCCAAACUCGAAUAGUCGAAUUGCUGCUAAAACAAAAAAUUGAUCUUCAUGUUACAAAUAAUGAUGGAGUUAAUGCUUUUAUGGUGGCAUGUCAAAAUGGUCACAUUAAAAUAGUUGAAUUGCUGCUGAAAGAAAAUAUCAAUCCUAGUAUACGAAGAAAAGAUGGAGGGAAUGCUUUUAUUUUGGCUUGUGGAAAAGGUCACACUCAAGUAGUUGAAAUUUUGCUGAAAAAACAAGUCAAUCCUAAUGUUCAAACAAUUAAUGGAGCAAAUGCUUUUAUGCUGGCUUGUUCAAGUGGUCACAUUAAAAUAGUUGAGUUGUUGAUAGGAAAAGUUAAUCUUAAUGUUAGAAAUAAUGAUGGAGUGAAUGCUUUUAUGUUGGCUUGUCAAAAUGGCCACACUGAAAUUGUUCAACUUUUGCUGAAGGAACGAAUUGAUCCUAAUGUUCAAAUUAAUAAUGGCACGAAUGCUUUUAUUUUGGCUUGUCAAAAUGGCCACACUCAAAUAGUCAAAUUGUUGCUAAAGGAAAAAAUUGAUCAUAAGGUUACAAAUAAUGAUGGAGUGAAUGCUUUUAUGGCAGCCUGUGAAAAAGGCCACACUAAAAUAGUUGAACUGCUGUUGAUAGAUAAAGUUGAUCCUAAUGGGAAAAAUAAAGAUGGAGUGAAUGCUUUAAUGGUGGCUUGUCAAAAUGGCCACACUGAAAUAGUUAAAAUGCUACUGAAGGAAAAAGUUGAUCUUAAUGUUCAAAGUAAAGAUGGUUUUAAUGCUUUCAUGUUGGCUUGUCAAAAUGGUCACACUGAAAUAGUUAAGAUGUUACUGAAGGAAGAAGUUGAUCCUAAUUUGAAAAAUAAAAAUGGAGGGAAUGCUUUCAUGUUGGCUUGUCACAAGGGUCACACUCAAAUAGUUGAAUUGUUGCUGAAGGAACAACAAAAAGAUAGAGUAAAUGCUUUUAUGCUAGCUUGUCACAAUGGUCAGAAACAUAUAGUUGAGCUUUUGCUGAAGGAACGAUUUGAUCCUAAUGUCCAAGCCGAAAAUGGCUGGAAUGCUUUUAUGGUGGCUUGUCAAAAUGGCCACACACAAAUAGUUGAACUACUGCUGAAGGAACAAGUUGAUCCUCAAGUUCAAAAUAUAGAUGGAGUAAAUGCUUUUAUGUUGGCUUGUCAAAAUGGUCACACUCAAAUAGUUGAACUGUUGCUAAAGGAACAAGUUGAUCCUCAAGUCCAAAGGAAUGAUGGAGUAAAUGCUUUUAUGUUGGCUUGUCAAGAUGGUCACACUCAAAUAGUUGAACUACUGCUGAAAGAACAAGUUGAUCCUCAAGCCCAAAGAAAUGAUGGAGUAAAUGCUUUUAUGGUGGCUUGUCAAAAUGGUGACACUCAAAUAGUUAAACUGUUGCUGAAGGAAAAAGUUGAUCCUAAUGUUCAAGAUAAGGAUGGUUAUACUUCUCUAAUGCUCUGUGUCACAAAAGCUUAUAAUUUAGAAAUAGUUAAGCUAUUGUUCAAAGCUGGUGCUGAUCCUAAUCAUAGGUGCACUAUGACAGGUAAAACUGCUUUAUCAAUUGCUGUGUCAUCGGCACAUUGUGAAAUAGUUGAUGAACUAUUAAAAGCUGGUGCCAAUACUAAUAUUAGCCUUAUUAAUCCUAGCAAUAAUGCAACUAUCAACUGCACAAUAACUCAGUAUUGUAUAUUGGUACUUCUAAUAAAAAGCAUUCCUGAUGUCAAAAUGAAUCAAAACUUAGCACCAACAAAAGAAGAUGAAGCAGAAAACAUAAAAACACUCAAGCUUUUACUAGAAGCUACACCACAACCUGAAGAUGAUCCUUAUAGCUUACUAGCAGCAACUGCAGUAGGUUGUACAUCAGCAGUUGAUUUAUUGCUAAAAGCUGGGUAUAAUCAAUUAGCUCUUAACUCCUCAAGCAAGCUUUACCAUUUACUUGAUAGUACUAGAUCUACUGUUGACUGUAAUGCAUUGACACUUGCGUGCCAUAAAGGAUACAUUGAAAUAGUUAAACUAAUGCUACUCCAAGGAUCUAGUAAUAUUAAUGCUACACAAGACAAUAUCCAUACACCUCUAAUGGCAGUAUGUACUGCCAAAAAUGAUAACAUAGAAGUAGUUAAAUUGCUAUUAGAAGCUGGUGCUGAUCCUAACGUUAAAUUUAUAGCACAGGACAAAUCAUUUUGUAAUGACACAGCGCUGAUAAUGGCUACAGAUUGCAAUAACAAGAGACAAGUUCAGUUAUUGCUAGAAAGGGGAGCAGAUCCAAAUAUACAAUCAGAAUCAGGCAGGCCAAUUUUAAAUGGAAAGACUGCAUUAAUGGUUGCCAGUUUUAAAGGCCAUUUAGAAAUAGUUCGAUUAUUAUUAAAAGUUGGUGCUGAUCCUAAUAUUAAAUGUGAAAAUGGAGGUACAGCCUUAACGCUUGCAGUGUGUUCAGGACAUAAAAUAAUUGUAAAUGAAUUACUGAAAGCUGGCGCUAAUGCAACUACUGGUGUUAUUGACACUGCAGAAUUUGGAAAUCAAGUUGAAACAUCGAUAAUUCAAUUGUGCAUAAGUCAUUUACUAAAGGAAAGUGAUUUUAGGAAAUAUAUAGAAUCACAGCCAACUUUGGUAGACAGAUACAAAAUAGAAAAUGUUGAGCAAUUUCUUGAAAAAGCAGUUUCAAAAACUAGGGUUGAUGAUGUAAUUGAAAUACUUCGCUUGCUACUAGAGGCUACACCACAGCCUAUGGAUGAUCCUGUUAGUCUUAUAUUUGCAUCUACUAUUGGUAAUGUACAAGUAGUAGAUAUGUUGCUUAAAGCUGGUUGUAAUCCUUUAUCAAGCAAAUACUUUGAAGCUGCUUUACUGGUGUCACCGUGGCAAACAUCACAAUUUGAAAUGAUAAGGACUGUCUCUUGUCCAUCAUUAAUUUUUGCUUGCAUUAAUGGGCAUUUAGAGGUAGUUAAAUUACUGUUAAAAGAGAUUCGUAAUUUUAACCAUCAACAAGAAACUGGAGAAACUAUCUUAAUGAUAGCAUGUGAAUGCGGUCACAAGGACAUUAUACUAACAUUGCUGGAGAAUGGGGCAGAUCCUAAUAUUUGUGAUAAUGAUGGCAACAAUGCAUUACACUAUGCAUUACUUACUAGCAGCAGUGAGGAUAAUACAAUAGACAUCAUACAAACAUUGCUGUCAUGGCAUGUAAAUGUUAAUGCCCAGAAUAAGAAAAAAGUUACGCCACUAAUGAUUGCCAGUGAUAAAGGAUACACUGAAGUUUUAUUAUUGUUAUUAGAGGAAGCUGAUCCUAAUAUCACUGACAGUAAAGGUGACACUGCAUUGAUACGUGCUAGUGCAAAUGGGAAGACUGAAGCAGUUGCACUUUUACUAAUGACAUAUAAUGCCAACCCAUCAGUUAUUAAUUAUUAUGGUGUGACUGCCCUCUGUCAUGCUGCAAAUAAUGGGCACAUUGAAGUAAUUACUGUCCUUUUAAGUAUUUAUAAUCCUAAUCAAGCAGAAAUUGAGAAGGCAGUAACUGCAGCUUGUUAUGGAGGGCAUAAAAAAUUGAUCAAGUUGUUAGUAGAUAAAAGUAAUCUAACAAAAUAUCAACAAGACAUAUUUACUGCUUGCAUGUCUGACAAUGUGGAAUAUAUAAUCAAUCAAAUAUCAAGUGACCUCAGUAGGCCAUUGAUAAAAUCCACCAAUUUAACUCCUCUCAUGAUAGCUUCUUCCUGUGGCAGUGACGAAGUAGUACAAACAUUACUACUAUUUGAUUCUGAUGUUAACAAACAAGAUAACUAUUUGAAACUCUCUCCUCUUUCAUAUGCAAUAUCAGGUAGCAAGUCAAUUUCAGUUGUUCGGUACCUACUAAAUAAUAAUGCUGAUGUCAAUGUUAUUAGUAAAGUGCAGAUGACACCAUUAGAUAUUGCUAGAGUCAAUAAGCUAAAUGAUAUAGCUCAACUAUUGGAAAAUAAUGGUGGGAAGACAUUUUCUUCACUCAUGAAAAUCAAAGUUGAAGAAAUAAAAGAACAAUUAAGAACAAAGCAAAAGGUUGAACAUCUACAAGCAGAAUUGUUUAGACAAAAUUUAACUUAUCAUAUGCAGGCAGAUUCUGCUGUUGCUAGUAAAAUGGAAUAUUUCCAGGAACCAUCAUUUACCAGUAUACCAAUCCCACCUACUGACAGUAAAAAGGUAUCCUUCCAUGGGCCAUCAAUUAGUUUGCAAAUCCCCAUACUUGCACAUUAACUAUACACCAUGCACAUACACAUCUUACCUACCCCAUCUCACUUUUUCUCCCUAACAUCACUCUCCCCUUCCUCUCCCUUUCCAUGAACAUUGCUACAUGUAGUCUAUAAGAGCUGAUAUUUUGCUGACAUAAUAAAAAAGUAACAAUAUUUAGUCAUAGUUUUUAAAUAACAUUAUUAUUUUUAGUUGCUGUUUUUGUUUAUCAUAAAAUUUUAAUAA
Molecule: messenger RNA, 6519 nt
Organism: Amphimedon queenslandica
Lineage: Eukaryota; Metazoa; Porifera; Demospongiae; Haplosclerida; Niphatidae
Exons: 4
Coding region: 1-6300 (2099 amino acids)
Molecular function (GO): protein binding
Source: RefSeq, a predicted model, not a curated record